CGGCUCCGCCACCGCCACCGGCGAGCUGGCGUUUGGCUUGCUUUCCGCUGUUCUCCCCCGGCGCUCGCUGUGUGCAGCAAAUCCCUUAGAGGGGGGCAGAAGUGGCUUCCGUGACAGCAGAGGGAGGAGGGAAAUAAGAUAAAAUAAACCAAAACAAAAUAAAACGAGCGCGGAGCCAAGAAAUCACUUGCUUCUCCUCGUCUCUCGGCGAGCGCAGCCAGCUCUGCUCCCCCGCUGCCCCUCUGCCGCGGGCAGCGAGGGCAGCAGGGACCGGGCAGGCACCUAGCCAGGCGCCCGGGCUCGCCGCACCCGCACCCCGCCGCUCCCCCGCGGCAGGGAGAGCUGCCGGGGGCAACCGAGGCAGAGCCGAAAACGCGGCCCCGCAAAAAGCAGAGAGCAGAAAGUAAAGUUUCGAAAUAGCAUCCGAACAACCGCAAAGGACCGGACCGGGCAGAGCUCUCCGCUUCGCACCCGCCCUCGAUGGUGCAUUCAAGGGGCUACGCCAAGGAUGUGAACAUCCCUUGCCUGCGGCAUGAAGAGGGAUAAAGACGCAGAAAAUCCGUGUUAUUUAUUUAUUUAUUGGAAGCAAUGUACGGGUGACACCCAGAAGGCAUCUGAGCCCUGAAAAAAAAAAAAAAAAAAAAAACCCUCUGGACCCAAACGAAAACAAGAAGAAUGAGACAGCAGCCCCGACCCCUACACUAGGAGGAAGGUGAGCAGAGAGAAAGAAAGAAAGAAAGAAAAUAUAGAAAAGCCAUGCAAGCACCAAACCUGUAGAUUUCUGCAGCUAUUUUUUGCUUCACUGAGGACAGAUAUUUUACUGACAGCCAUGCAGCAUAAAGGCAUCAUGCUGAUUGUGUUCUUGGAGUAUUUUAUUUCUGGCCAUGGGGAAGCAGAUCCCAUGAGGCUACGAGCCUUCCGCUGCAGUGGCCGCUCGUGCAACCCUCCGGUGGGCAACCUUGCGACAGGGAGGACACCAGCCACUCUCACCACAUGUGGGCAGAACAGCACAGAACUGUACUGCUUCUACCCGGAUCAGAACCUCCUCCAUCAGUCUUCCCGUGGCUGUGGACAGCCUCGCUGCACCAAAUGCAAUGCCAACCAGCCUGAUAACUCCCAUCUCCCUGCUGACAUGACAGAUGAUUUCUUUGCAAACCCCAUCUCCUGGUGGCAGUCUGCCCAAGGGGUACACAGAGAAGAAAUCAGGCUGGACUUUGAAACUGAAUUCUAUCUGACCCAUGUCAUAGCUGUGUUCAAGUCACCUCGCCCAGCUGCGAUGGUGUUGGAAAGGUCCCAGGACUAUGGCCAGACUUGGAGGCCCUACAAAUAUUUCUCUGCCAACUGUACAGCUACUUUUGGUCUCCAGGAUGAUCUCAUUGAGGAGGGCUCUAUGUGUACUUCCAGAUAUUCAGAUGCAGUGCCCUGCACCAGAGGAGAGGUGAUUUAUCGUGCCUUAACUCCGGCUAACAAGAUCGAAGAUCCCUAUAGUCCUGAGGCCCAAGACCUUCUGAAGCUCACCAACCUCCGUCUCCUUUUGUUAAAAAGACAGGAAUGUCCAUGCCACGGUUCAGCAUUGCUAGAGAAACCUCAAAGAUUUGCCCACUACGCUAUUUAUGACCUGAUUGUCCGGGGAAGUUGCUUUUGUAAUGGGCAUGCAGAAGAAUGUCAGCUUGCCAACAGGACAGCAGACACGGAGAAUGUGGUCCACGGGAAGUGUGUGUGCAGACACAAUACAGCAGGGGACCACUGUGAGAAAUGUGCACCACUAUAUAACGAUCAGCCUUGGAAGCCAGGAGAUGGAAAAACAGGGGCACCAAACGAAUGCAGAAAGUGUCGCUGCCACAACCAUGCUGAUAGCUGCCACUUUGAUCUGAGUGUUUGGCUGGCAUCAGGAAAGCGCAGUGGUGGAGUCUGUGACAACUGCAAGCAUAACACAGAGGGACAUCGGUGUCAAAGGUGCAAACCAGGAUAUUACCGUGAUAGAAGCAAACCCAUGUCUUCCCCAGAGGUCUGCAAACCUUGCUCCUGCCAGCCAGUGGGUUCAGCCAACACCACUUUCAGCAGAAGCUGGCGAUGCCACCCCAAGACGGGAUUCUGCUACUGCAAGCCUGGCGUGGCAGGCCCCAAUUGCGACAGAUGUCUCAUGGGCUACUGGGGCUUUGGAGAAAAUGGCUGUCGUCCUUGUGACUGUGCCAGAGACUGCGACCAGCACACUGGAAACUGUUUCAAUGGCUAUGACAAUGAGCCAUUCUUUAAUAUCCCCAUUGGAGGACGAAUCCCUGACCUUGUGCAAAUGCCAACUAAUGAGACUGAAGAUGAGUGGAAAUGGAAUGACCAUGAGCAGGGAUUUUCUGCACUGAGGCACCCAGAAAAGUGUGUGUGCAAGGAGAGGGUGCUUGGAAGUGUCACUGAUUUCUGCCAAAUGAAAUAUGCCUAUGUGAUAAAAGCAAGAAUCCUAUCAGCUCAUGACAAAGGGACCCAUGCAGAAGUCGUUGUGAAAGUGAAGAAGGUCCUGAAAUCAGGCAAAGUAAAAAUUGCUCGGAGCAACAGAAGCAUUUUCCCGGAAUCCUGGACCAACAGGGGAUGUACAUGUCCCAUUCUCAAUCCUGGUACUGAUUAUCUUAUAGCAGGCCAGGAGGACUCUAGGACCAGCAAACUCCUUGUGAACAUGAACAGUCUGGUGAAACCCUGGAAAGCAUAUUUGGGAAAACAAGUAGCAGAUAUUCUUCGAACUGGAUGCAAGUAAUCUCUGCUUCAGAAGUUAAAAGUGAUGAACUUUCCCUUUUAAUAACACUGCAGUGAAAGGUGUAGUUAGUUCAUUUGUUCCCAUUCAACACACUCCUAGCUGAAGCAAUGAAAAUAGACUUACCAUCCUUUCUCCUUUCAUGUGCUUAGACAGGAAACCUGGGACAUGACUACUUUUUUCAAAAAAAUACAUAGUCUAAUCAUGCAAAAUUACCUGUUGCAUCAUACAUAGGUUACAAGUCAGUUCUUAAUUUGAGCCUGAUUCCUCCACACCCAGAGAAUCAUUUUACAAGGCAAAACUGAAGAUAGGGAUCAGUGUUUCCAUGCUUCAGGUCAGAGCCUGAUAUUAAUACAUAUAAGCUGCCUAUAUAGCACAUUCAUUACUUGGGUGUAAUUUUCUUUAUUUAAGUGACCACUAACCAGCAACAAUUUCUUUCAGCUUUACAGGUGCCAUAAUACUAAAUGAGCAUGUCAAAUGAAAUUAUUUAAAAGAGCUCAGAUAUUUUUAUUUACCAUCAAACUGCAGUUAGACCAGCGUAACAUGUUGCUUUCUAGAGGGCAAAAUUAUCACAUUGCUGCACAGAGACAAACUAACAGGACUUAGCUCUGAUGAGGUCCUCUAUAGAUGUACAUUGCUAUCAUCAGUUCUUAGUGCUGAGGUCUGCUGGCUCAGUGGCUCAAUUUUGGUUCCAAACCCAACUCUUCCUCUCAAAGAUCGUUUUGCUCUGUGCUGCAGUACUUAGUCUGUAACACCACACAAAGGUUUCAUAGCAAUUACCACCAAAAAGCCUUAUGCUAGGAAAGACACACCAAGCCACAACAUGUGAGGAACUAGAGCUGCUCUAAUGUUGAGUUUGUGAUACUACAAAAGCACAGGCAAGCGAAAGAAGAUGCAAAUGGAUUGGUUGGACUGUGUAUUAAAUGAGGUAACUACAGUGACUUGGGAGCCACCUGGCUAUUCAAACUGUGCUCAAGACCGCUGGCAUUUGAUUGCAAAUUCUGCUUUACUUCUCCUGGUGAUACUUCUGAGUUAAAAUACUGAAGGUAGGCUGCCUUCCCCUUUUGCCUGAAGAAUUUUUUCCAGAGAGAUAUAAGGGUGGUAACAUCUGCACUCUAGGUAAAGUACUUCUGUUCUGCAAAAGCAUUCUUCCUAAAUUCAUUUUAGCCUACUCUACAGUAAUUAAGAGAUAGCUAGUGAAACUAAAAUCUCCUCAAAAUACUUUGUUAGGGGAUGAUUUAAGACCUCUGUUCCUCUGAGAGGGAACUCCUGGUCAAAUGAAGUUGGUUAUGUUCCUUCACCAAGUAAAGCAGAAACUAUAAGGGUCAGUCUAUUCUUUUUGCAGAUUACAGAGGAAAAAAAACCAUGCAUGCAUACUACUUCUGAAUGCUUCUAUUCCGUGUCUGCAAUUUUUUUUUAAUGCUCCCAAGGGAGGAGAUAUCUUCCUCUAGCACUGGAUGACUGGCAUACAGAGUAUGCAGAAAAACCUAAGCCUAAUGCAAAAGGAUAGGAGUCCCAGGUUAUGAUGUGAAACUUAGGUAAAUCAUCAGUUUGUUCUCUUUAUCACUAGGGACCUGAAAAAACAGCCUCUUUCUGUCCAUUGGUUGCUGUUUUCCUUUUAACUUAGGGUUGAUUGAACAGCAGAAAAUUCCUAAGGUCAUUUUGAAGCAGAAGACAGGCAGAUAUUUACAAAAUAAGUGUCUCACUUUUCUCCUGACAGCGCAUAAACAGUGUUUCUUCCUCCCCCCUUUUCAGGAACUCUCCCCUCCUCCAUUGCCAUUGCAUUCCUUGUUUCUUUCCAUUUGUCUUGCACACACUUUAUUAUUUAUUUGUUGUUACCUAAAGCAGUAUCCAACAAUGUGGCAUCUCCAACAAGUCAUUUACUUAAUGUAAUAAAACACUUUUUAACCAGGGAAUUUGGCUUAAUUUGAAAUGUCAGCUUAUAGAAGUUAAGAGCAUAGCAAGUGCUUUCUAUAUUGGCUGCAGAACAACAAAGUGAUCGACUAGUUCUCUUUCAAAGACCAUGAAAAAGAAAAGAUGUCUAUAGGACUUCCCAGUGUGCUCUCAAAGGGCAUUUCAGAAGAAAUGAAAAUCAAGACUAAAUUUAGAACUAAAGAACACACUUUUCAACACAUGCCAUUUUGUCUGCUGAAGAUCUUACUUAUAAUCAUACUCCAUAUUGGUUAAAUAGUACCACGUUAAGGCAAACUUCCACAUUUUACUUUUUUUUGUGCCAGACUGGUUAUUCUGUGGUGAGGAUAAGCACCCACACUGUUCCUUUCUGCAGAUGAACACUGUUUGUUAACAAGGUCACUCCACAAGUACUUCCAGCUACCACUAGUAAAAAUACUAUUUGGAACAAGAAUAUUAACACCCCAGGGAGUUCUCUUGGGGCCUGCUGCAAUACAAAUGGUUAAUGACUACUUUACUGCAAACACCAUUAUGUGAACACAAGAUAAUCAUUCUUGCAUCACACACACCAGCUAUCUCCACAGCAGGUGACACCCACAAUAGUGGGAAAGAGAAACGUAAAGCAAGUGAGGGAUGGGAGGGCCAAGGAAAAUCCAGCCAAUUUCUUCUCCUCCCUCUCACUUCCUACUCUUUCUGAAUCUCUAAUUUAUUUGCUGGUAGCUGUAAAGCUAAGUCUACUUCAUGUCCUCCAUUAGUUAGAAACAUUGCACAUUUAUGUUCCAACUCCUAGCUCUUGUUUAGUGGCUUUGCUUUAUAGGGUAGCAGGUAUUGCAUAAGCAUGCAACUUAAUUAGAAAGUCCAAAAUGAAAAGCAUUUAGGGUGAGCCAAUGCUGCAAGUUGACUUUUUAUUGCUAUGACUACCUUCUGCUAAUCAGGUAUCUCUAAGUUCACCAAGAUGAAAAACCAAAGAAUGGAGAAAAAAGUUCCAACUUGCACAGAAUUACCACAUGCGAUCAAUUUGUUCUGCAGUGCUUUAACCCAGGUAGCCUACCUGAAAAGAAGUUUCCAAGUAGAAAUGAACUGCAGAGACUGAGUUAGAACAGGUAUCAAUUCAAGUAGAACUGAGAAAGUUUAACACCAUCACCACCAGGAGACUUGGGAAAGGAAAUUAAGAAGAUAUUUUCUUGUGUACUGGGGCUUCAAGAGAAGAUGAGCAUGAAACAGUGCAAGACGAUAUCUAUCUUCCUAGCAAUAGCUGUUACAUAUUCCUCAGCAGAACAAACAAGCUCAUAUAUAAUGAAUUAGAAAAGCUACCAUAGAAGCUACUUCUAUCAAAAAGGAAUCAUUUUGUAGGUCUGUGUACAAUACCAUGUAUCCUGUGAACUUCUCUGUGACUGUGCCUCCUAGGUGAUGCAGUAAUACAAAUAAUAUUAACAUAGGAAAAAAGGUGCAUUCACCCACUGAAUCCAUCCAGUGGGUGGACAGCUUCUUUUUAGUACUUCUAAAACAGGACCUGUCCCUAAAACAUCCACAUGAACAACCCUACAACACGCAAAAAGACAAGGCGCUUCAGGGGCAGUAGCAAUCACAUGCCAAACAGUAGCAAUGAUGUAUCACAUUGAAACCCUGCAUGAGGAUGAAAUAAAAGUGUUUACCCACAAGAAAAGAAGUCUGGAAAGUUGUAGAAAAUUUAUAAUAGGGCAGGCAAUAGCCUGAAGCACAAGCACAUGCAGUUUUCCACAGAUAACAGCAAACUCAGGAUUGUUGGAGGCCAAAGUAGCUCUCUGUAACAGCUGUGCAGCGUGUGCAUCCAUGAAUAACAUGGUCAUUCUGGUAAUACAGACCCUCAAAGAAUCAAGCUAGUUCAUUACGUAGUUGUUGCAAGUGCUGAGCCCUAACUCCAGCGUAGUGACAUAUUGCUACUAAUGCUUCUCCAUCUUCUGCUCUUGGCAAAGCAACUAAGAGGAAAGAAAAUGUACCUAUGCACAGUCUUGUGCACUGCUCUUCUGAGAAUGGCUCACUGCUAUAAAGAAUGUUUUCUCUGUAGUGUUUACCAUCUGUCCCCAAAUUUUGCCAUGCUGCUUGAUGUAAGCUUUUUUUGAAUUGAUAUAAUUCACACAAUGUGCUCUCUAAAGCCCCUCAGACCUGGAAAAGUUAGUGUGUUAUUUGUUAUGUGUUGUAGCACAUUUUCUUUUUUGUACUUAAAACUUCAAUUAAAAAUACUUAGAGAUUUA
Dromaius novaehollandiae (emu) is the source of this 6888-nucleotide messenger RNA. Its product is annotated as netrin-4-like. The transcript has 10 exons. Gene Ontology annotation, molecular function: protein binding. The record is from RefSeq and is a predicted model, not a curated record. The coding region runs from base 830 to 2746 and encodes 638 amino acids. Gene Ontology annotation, cellular component: laminin trimer. Gene Ontology annotation, biological process: animal organ morphogenesis; basement membrane assembly; substrate adhesion-dependent cell spreading. Lineage: Eukaryota; Metazoa; Chordata; Aves; Casuariiformes; Dromaiidae.